UGGAGUGACGGUCAUACUCAUCCGCUAGCCACCAUUUGUUUACCUAUUUUCAUUUGUUUUUAUUUUGAAAAUAUUGAAAUGUCGGAGUUCGACACGCGACUUAUAGAAUUGGUGAGAGCCAAUCCCAAGCUUUAUGAGCGGGAACUAAGGAGCACGCCCUAUGAAGCUCAUAAAAAAAGGAACUCGGAAAUCUGGCGAAGCAUCUCAACUUCCCUAAAUACAGAAGUUAGCUCCUGUGUCAGUCGGUGGAAUCAUCUGGUGGCCAAGCAGCGUCGAGAGUUGGCUAAAGAAAAAUCCGGAGGCACUGGCUCCGAUUGGAGUCUUCUUCCCCAUUUGCAUUUUCUGCAGCAUCAUCACCAACCAAUUAAUCACAGAAAUCCGGGGGAAGUGAGAAGGAAUUCCCUGAAAUCCAUAGAGGAAGUCAACGAUGAAGAGGAUCCGCUGCAGGAGGCCAUGGAUGAGCAGUUGGCCGUGGCGGCCACAGCAGCACCUCCAACAAUUCCAGCUCCUGCCCAGGCCGCAGCUCCAGUUAGAGCAGAGAAAAGGAUAGAGGCCCUGCUUGAAGGAUUGGGAGAAGCAAACCGGAUAAAGGCCGAGAAAAGAAUUCUGGCCUACCUUUGUAAAUGCAAUCUGCGCGCCCUCAAUGAUGAGCAAAUCGACGAUAUAGUUAUAUAGAGAAAUCGGAUUAGGAGGAUAUUAUUAAGUCACAAACAUCAAUGAUCAUAUUUCUGAUUAGUAAUCAAGAACUCUUUCUAAUUUGUGCAUGUGAGUCCAAACUAGUUUAAAUAAUUUACCCAUCGAAUUCAUCUCAGUGAUAUUUUUCUAUUCUUGGGAAUUCACUCAAAAAAUAAGUUUAAGUUUGUCAUUAAAUAUAAAAACUGAAUUGAUAGGAUAAUUUUAUUAAUAGAAUCCAUUAUUGUCUUUAUCUAUUCCCCUUAAUCUUAAGACAAUAAUUAACACUUCACAAUGUAUCAUACCUCCAAAAGACAAAACAUCAAAAAUUCAAAUCCAGGCGAUGCAAAUACUUAUCUCGAAAGAUAAAUUAUAAACAAGAAUUCCGGGGAUAAUAUACAUAGUAAUGCAAGCUA
Molecule: messenger RNA, 1088 nt
Organism: Drosophila eugracilis
Lineage: Eukaryota; Metazoa; Arthropoda; Insecta; Diptera; Drosophilidae
Product: transcription factor Adf-1
Exons: 2
Coding region: 79-675 (198 amino acids)
Biological process (GO): regulation of transcription by RNA polymerase II
Cellular component (GO): transcription regulator complex; nucleus
Source: RefSeq, a predicted model, not a curated record